Molecule: messenger RNA, 951 nt
Organism: Rotaria socialis
Lineage: Eukaryota; Metazoa; Rotifera; Eurotatoria; Philodinida; Philodinidae
Source: the annotation of a GenBank genome assembly
AUGUCUAUUGUGAAAAAUCUAGUCUUUUUUUUAAUCUUAUUUCUCAAACAGAGUAUAUCAGAUGAUGACUUUGAUCGUUUACCAAAGCCUCCAGUCAAUUAUCGUCAUUUUGUUGAGCAAGCUGGUAAAACUUAUAAAAUUUUGGGUUCAUGCAGUGAAGUGAAACUCACUGAGCCUAUGUCUCGUUGUGUUAUACAAAUAGGUCAUAAAUAUAUGCUUAAAUAUAUGUCUAUUAAUUUUGCUCAAGAAUCAACUGGAAGUGGAGUUAUAAUAUGUAAAUCGAUCGAAAAUUAUAUAUCUUCUAUUAUUAUUUUAACAGCAUUUCAUGUAGUUGUACCUCAAAUGGAUUUAAGUUUCUUCACGUUUAUGGUUAUUACUUUUUUAACGACAUUAAUCAUUCUAAGAGUACCUGGAGGAAGAAAUGAUUUUAAUAUGGGAUCCUAUUCGAUGGAUUGUCAACUAAUAUCAUCAAGAUUAAUAUUGUCAAAAGAUUGGUGGGAUGAUAUAGUAGCAUUAAACAAUAGUCAAUCAAUAUCAUCUGGUUCAUCUAUAAAUGUAAUUGGAUUUGUUGGUAGGCCACCCGUCUCAUUUGAUCUUAUAAUAGAUCCAUUUUUUUCCACAUCGUCACCGUUAAUAAUUAUUCCUGCAAUUCAUGGUGAAACGCCAGAACAUUUUCUUUUAAAUAAUAAAUUCAUGAAUUGUACUGCCCAAUUACGAUUAAUUGAUAAUCGAAAGUUGUUUAUAGAUACUCCAUCAACUUAUGGUUUUAGCGGUGGUCCUUGCUUUCUGUCAUCAAAUAGAAAUCAAUGGGGAUUUAUUGGUAUAUUAACAGGAGCAUCGAAAUUAUGGAACACAUGUACAUCAUUACAACAUUCAACGAUCUUCAAUUAUUAUUAUAAUGAAAUACUUUUAAAUAAAGUCGAAGAAAAUGUAUAUAAAAAUGAUUUGUAA